Penicillium alfredii is the source of this 1458-nucleotide messenger RNA. Its product is annotated as proline dehydrogenase family protein. Gene Ontology annotation, cellular component: mitochondrion. The transcript is spliced from 2 exons. Gene Ontology annotation, molecular function: FAD binding; proline dehydrogenase activity. NCBI's taxonomy places the organism in Eukaryota, Fungi, Ascomycota, Eurotiomycetes, Eurotiales, Aspergillaceae. The record is from RefSeq and is a predicted model, not a curated record. Bases 1 to 1458 code for a protein of 485 amino acids.
AUGAAACCUGCGCGUCCCCCAGUGCGGGUGCCCUGGCCUAAGCCCACUGCCCGGGCCAACCAAAGGCCUGUGAGCGGCACAGGCAAUUCUCGCUCUUCUGUCGCGGCUGUUGGGAACUUGUUGCAGCAGCCUUCCUCACCGCCGCCCCCGCCACGGAAGGCGCUGGCAGCACCCUUGGCGAAACUGCCCUUGUCGUCGGUCUUGCGAUCCCUGCUGGUUCUCUCUGUCUCUUCGUCCUCGCUUCUGUUGAAACCGUGCAUAUAUACUCUGUCACUCUUGGCGCAUCCACGCACUGCCUUUUGGGAUGUGGCCAAAAACCCGUUACUGAACUUGCUUGUGAAGCACACGAUUUACAAGCAGUUCAACGCGGGUGAGAACAAGAUCGAAGUGCAGCGGUCGAUCCGAAAUAUCAAGGAGCUUGGAUGCCGAGGUGUUCUUCUGGGCUACGCCCGCGAGGUACUUGCGGGAGAUAACCAGCAGGACGCUACUUAUGAUGCCGAGGCAACUCGAGCUGAAAUCCAGAUGUGGCUGGACGGUACCUUGCAGACAGUUGACAUGGCCCAAGAGGGUGACUUUGUUGCUCUGAAAUUCACCGGUAUGGGAUCCGACGCUCUUCGCCUGCUACAGAAAGAAGCCCCACCAUCUGCAUUCAUGGAUUCCUCAAUUCAGGGAGUGUGCGAUUUGGCUAUUUCCCGGGGUGUGCGUCUGCUGGUCGAUGCCGAGGAACAGGCUGUGCAGCCCGGCAUCGAGGCAUGGAUCAUGAAGUACCAGAAGUACUGCAACUCACAGACCCCCGGCCGUGCUAUCUUCUAUGGUACUUACCAGGCAUACCUUCGCUCCACUCCCGCAACUCUCGCCCGGCACCUGGAGGUUGCGCGCCGCGAGAAAUACACACUUGGAGUCAAGCUCGUCCGUGGUGCUUAUCUCAAAACAGAGCCUCGCCAACUGAUCUGGGCGGAGAAGGAAGAUACCGACCGGUGCUAUGAUGAAGUUGUCGAGGCCCUUCUGACCAGAAAAUACAACGCUAUGUUGCAACCACCGUCGACGUCUACGGAUACUCCAACUGAACUACCAUCUGUGCAUGUUAUCAUCGCCACCCAUAACCGGGAGUCGGUGCGCAAGGCCCACGCGCUACGCGUUCAGCAGGCUAUCCAGAGCCAGGACUACGGCGUGGACCUCAGCUAUGCUCAGCUUCAGGGUAUGGCCGAUGAGGUCAGCUGUGAGCUGUUGCAGGGCUUCAGAAGCGCCGAGUCUGAUGUCGGUGCCGCGUCGACCCCGCUAGAGGCCCCGAAUGUCUACAAGCUGUUGGCCUGGGGAUCCGUGAAGGAGUGUAUGGGCUUCCUUUUGCGGCGUGCCGUUGAGAACACCGAGGCCGUGGGGCGUACGAAGGAAUCUCAGCUGGCGAUGAUCCAGGAAUUGAAGCGUCGGGCUUGGAAGAUUCUCGGAACCCGUGGCUGA